AUGGGCCUUCACGUUACGCGAAGGGUCUUCCCAUUUCGCGAAGGGCCUUCGAUUAUCAAGAAUAAUGAGGCGACUGAGAGGCUCGGUGCUGAUUCGUUCUUGAUUAGUAGUGAUCCUGAUCAGAUGAAGAGAAGGAAGAUAGUUGUUGGGAGUAAUAUUGGGGGAAUAAAGAAGACUAAGGAGAUGAUUAAUUUUGCUGCAAAACAUUUUAUAACUGCAUAUAUUGAGGUUGUUUCGAUCGAUGAUGUGAACAUUGCAAUGGAGCGAUUGGUGAAGGCGGAUGUGAGAUACCGUUUUGUAAUUGAUAUCGCUAACACUAUGAAAAACAAGUCCUAA
Molecule: messenger RNA, 336 nt
Organism: Impatiens glandulifera
Lineage: Eukaryota; Viridiplantae; Streptophyta; Magnoliopsida; Ericales; Balsaminaceae
Product: mannitol dehydrogenase-like
Exons: 2
Coding region: 1-336 (111 amino acids)
Biological process (GO): lignin biosynthetic process
Molecular function (GO): cinnamyl-alcohol dehydrogenase activity
Source: RefSeq, a predicted model, not a curated record